This is a messenger RNA of Tripterygium wilfordii, 10886 nucleotides long. Its product is annotated as BEACH domain-containing protein B. Lineage: Eukaryota; Viridiplantae; Streptophyta; Magnoliopsida; Celastrales; Celastraceae. The record is from RefSeq and is a predicted model, not a curated record. Gene Ontology annotation, molecular function: protein binding. Bases 302 to 10105 code for a protein of 3267 amino acids. The transcript has 41 exons.
CCAAUAAAAAGUUUCCUUCACCAGGAAAAAAGAAAAAGAAACAAAGGUUUCCUUCAAUAUUUGCUCUUUAUAAUUAUUCUCAUUUUUUUCCCCGUUGAUUCUGACUGACGCCAUCGAAGAUUCUUCAAAUAAUUUCAUAACUCAGAUCUUGCUACCCCAAACCCUAGAAGACAAUACUGAGUUCCCGAUUGUGCGAUCUGAUCAGAAUACUGAGCUCAGUGUAAGUGAUGGGCUGGAGUGACCAUCCGUGUCUUGACUAUCAGACAAUCGGACUCUGAUUUUUUCAUCAUUAUCUGGAAGCAUGAACAUCGUCAAGGGUGUUGCUGACCUGAUUCGGAGAUCAUCUAGUGCCCAAUCCGGGGAGUCUUCUUCGGGGUCACAAGUGGAGAGGUUUUAUCCGCCUUCUCCAAAGAUCCGCUUCAGUGAAGAGGGUGAUGAGGCGGUUCUAGGUCCUCUUUGGGGGAGUUAUGAAAAUGCUGCUGAUAAGGUGGAGAAGAGAAAGCUUUUUCAGGUUUUUCUCAAGCAAUUUCUUGUUGUCUACGAAAACUGGGAACCUGUCAAUUCCGGCUUCUUGCCAGAUGGUUCAAAAGUUUCACCCGGAGAGUACUCGUCAGGAUCUCGUGAUAUAGUUGUUGGCUGCUCUGCUGGACAUCCUGCUGAAGUUAUUCUGGUCUUGACGGAGGAGGUCGUUCAAUUAACUUCUCUGGUCACUUCUUUGAACAACAGCAUAAUCUCAGCAAAGGAAGUUCAGGGGGCAUACACCAGCUUGCAAGUCACUUCUGAAGGGCUUCCUGUGCUUCAUGCUUUAACAAUUGUUAGUCGUUCGAUGCAUAAUUGCAGAGUUUUUGGUUAUUAUGGUGGAAUUCAAAAACUUAUGGCACUAAUGAAAGGAGCUGUUGUUCAACUCAAAACAAUUAGCGGAGUGCUUUCUGGUGAUGACAGUUCAGCUAACAGUUAUGUUGAGAAGACAGGACUCUUGCAGCAGAUACUUGUAUAUGUGGUUUCAAUAAUGUUCACCUUUAUAAAUUUAAAUGGAAAUGUAUAUGCGGAGGAUCGAUUGUACAGUAGUUCUAUAGAAUUUGGUCUUUCAAUGGAAGGUGCAUCUCAAAUUGAAUCUUCUACUUUAAAGGUUCAUAAUAGUGAGGCAAUGCUGCAGUGGCAUCUAAAGGCAGUCGUCUCUGUGAUGGAAGCUGGUGGCCUUAAUUGGUUAGUAGAGCUCUUGCGUGUGGUUAGAAGGCUAAGCAUGAAAGAACAUUGGGUUGAUUUAACACUUCAGUACUUGACUCUGAGGACCCUGUGCUUGGCAUUAUCUGAAAACCAGAGGGGUCAGAAUCAUUUUAAAAGUAUUGGAGGGCUUGAAGUUCUAUUGGACGGACUUGGUCUUCCCUCUCUUAAUAUGCUACUAUUGAAGAAUGCCCCUUUAGACAAUGAGAGAAGAGUUGCGAAUCCAUGGUUAAAAAUAUUCCAGCUGCAUGUUCUUUCCUUGGAGGUUCUCAGGGAGGCUGUCUUUGGUAAUUUGAACAACUUGCAGUUUCUAUGUGAAAAUGGAAGGAUUCACAAAUUUGCAAAUAGCUUUUGUGCCCCUGCUUUCAUACUUCAACAAUACAGACAGCAGAACAAGGAUAAUUCUAUGCAGGAUUGUCUUGUGCCUUUGUCUGGCAUUAAAGAUGAGAACGGCAUGGAAACAACUUCUUUAACGGCGCCUAAUGUUCCAUGUCCAUCUGAUACUUCUUAUUCUCAUCUUUGGAGUGAUUAUGUUGUCAAGUUGAGCGAAGUACUUUGUUCUUUUGUUCUUGCUCCAGAAGAUAUUAAAUCCCCAGUCCCUGUAACGACAGGUCGAAUUGCCAUUCCAGUUUCUUUAGCAUAUAGCGAACUUUCAAUUAAGUGGAUCAUGAGGGUCUUCCUUACGGUGUUCCCAUGCAUCAAGGCUUGUUCAAAUCAAAAUGAGUUGCAAAGCCAUUUAAGGAUAUUUUUUAAUGCACUACAGCAUUGUGUUCUCAUUGCUUUAAGGAACAUUCUUGUUUCAUCACCUAUGUCACUUGAAAUAUUACGGGAUGAGGGAAUAUGGGACCUCAUAUUCUCUGAAAACUUUUUCUAUUUUGGACCAGCUUUGGAGGGAGCUUCCACUGAGUCUUCCACAUCCAAUGAGGGUUCCUUGGGGAAGCUUGGAGAAUCCAUUUCUGAUAGCUCUGACAGUCAAUUAAAGGCCAAUGGGAUUGAAAUCCUUCGGAUGCAAGUGAUUUCUUUCGUGGAAUUGGCGGCAACGAUUAACGGGAGUGUGCAUAACUUGCCCGAAGUCUCAGUGCUAUUGGAUGCCCUUGAACAGUCUGCUUGUAAUCCUGACAUUGCCAAUGUUCUUGCAAAGAGCCUGCUUCGUUUGGUGCAAUUAUCUACUGAGAAAACUAUUGCUUCUUUCAUGGCCCUAAAUGCGGUUACCCGUGUGCUUAAAGUUGCUUGCAUUCAAGCAAAAGAAUACUGGAGGUCUGGAGUUGUAGGCCCUUAUGUUGAGAGUAGUUCUGUGGAAGUUGCGCCGCAUGGUUUUCUGAGAUCUGAUUCAUAUGACUCACCCCAAAUGUGGCUUAAAUGUAUCGAAACAUGCAUGGAGCUCUUUGUGGAGUUUUUCUCUAUAGCAGACGAUGCCAGGCGCUUAGUUUUGCAUGAUUCAGUGUGUAUUGAUUGUUUGUUUGAUUUAUUUUGGGAGGAGAGGUUGAGAAAUUGUGUGCUUAAGUACAUUUUGGACCUCAUGAAGAUUAAGCCAUCUUCUGAGGAAGAUCGAAAAGCAAUGCUGCAGUUAUGUUCAAAAUAUUUAGAAACUUUUACCCAAAUAAAGGAACGCGAAAAAAGCUCUGCAGAGCUGUCUACUGAUCUUUUGGCUGGAAUGCGAGAGAUGCUCAUGACAGACCCUAUGUAUUAUCAAGCCUUAUUCCGGGAUGGCGAAUGCUUUUUGCAUGUUGUCUCUUUGCUAAAUGGAAAUGUUGAUGAGGCAAAUGGAGAAAAGUUGGUUUUGAGUGUCCUUCAGACUCUUACCUCUCUGCUUGCAAACAAUGAUGCCUCAAAGGCUGCAUUUAGAGUGCUUGUUGGGAAGGGGUAUCAGACAUUGCAAAGUUUGUUGUUAGACUUCUGCCAAUGGUGUCCUAGUGAGCACCUUUUGAAUGUCCUCCUCGAUAUGCUCGUUGAUGGAAAAUUUGAUGUAAAAGCUAGCCCUCUGAUAAAGAAUGAAGAUGUGAUCAUUCUCUAUAUGAGCGUUCUACAAAAGAGCAGUGACUCAUUGAGGCAUCAGGGGCUAAACGUGUUCCAGCAACUCCUGAGGGAUUCGCUUCCAAAUCGAGCUUCGUGUGUCAGAGCAGGAAUGUUAAAUUUUCUACUUGAUUGGUUUUCCCAAGAAGAUAAUGAUAAUGUCAUUAUGAAAAUUGCACAGUUGGUUCAGGUAAUCGGUGGACAUAGCAUAUCCGGGAAGGAUAUUCGCAAAAUCUUUGCUCUCCUUCGAAGUGAGAAAGUUGGGGCUAGGCAGCAGUAUUGCUCACUAUUGCUGACUACUAUUUUGUCAAUGUUAAAUGAGAAAGGACCAACUGCAUUUUUUGAUCUCAAUGGAAAAGAUUCUGGGAUCAUCAUUAAAACUCCUGUGCAGUUGCCUCUCAACAAGGGUUUUUCGUUUUCAUGCUGGCUUAGGGUGGAAAACUUCCCAAGAAGUGGGACAAUGGGCCUGUUCAAUUUUCUCACUGAAAAUGGAAAGGGUUGCAUGGCAGUACUUGGAAAGGAUGUCUUUGUUUAUGAGUCAGUGAAUCUGAAGCGACAAUGCGUUCAGCUGCAAGCUAAUUUAGUCAGAAAGAAGUGGCAUUUUCUUUGCAUAACUCAUAGCAUUGGAAGGGCAUUUUCUGGAGGUAGCCUACUUAGGUGUUACGUGGAUGGUAAUUUAGUGUCAUCUGAAAGAUGCAGAUAUGCAAAAGUUAAUGAAUUGUUGACGAGCUGCGCAAUAGGCAAAAAAAUUAAUUUGCCUCGGGAUGAAGAUGAUAAUGCUUUUGACUUCAUUCAAGAUUCAUUUCCUUUCCAUGGUCAGAUUGGUCCUGUUUAUUUAUUUAGUGAUGCUAUUUCAACUGAGCAAGUCCACAGCAUCUAUUCCUUAGGACCAAGCUAUAUGUAUUCAUUCCUUGAUAAUGAAGCUGCACCUUUUUGUGAUAGUCCUUUCCCAAUUGGCAUUCUUGACGUUAAAGAUGGUCUGGCAGCUAAAAUUAUAUUCGGAAUCAAUGCCCAGGCAAGUGAUGGCAGAAAAUUGUUUAACGUUUCACCAGUGUUGGAACAUUCAUUGGAUAAGAAUUCCUUUGAAGCAAUUGUAAUGGAUGGUACUCGAUUGUGUUCAAGGCGGUUGUUGCAACAGAUAGUUUAUUGUGUUGGGGGUGUAUCUGUGUUUUUCCCUCUCAUAACUGAGUCUGAUAGAUAUGAAAAUGAAGAUAAUGGAUCCUUUGAGCAUCAAUUACUUACACCUAUCACAAAAGAACGAAUGACAGCUGAGGUUAUUGAGCUUAUUGCUUCCGUCUUAGAUGAGAAUUUGGCAAAUCAGCAACAAAUGCAUCUUCUAUCUGGUUUUUCAAUUUUGGGGUUUUUACUGCAGUCAGUUCCACCCCAUCAACUUAACUUGGAGACGCUUUCAGCUCUGAAGCAUCUGUUCAAUGUUGUUGCAAACUCUGGUUUGACAGAGGUGCUGGUUAAGGAUGCUAUAUCUAGCAUCUUUCUGAAUCCUAUCAUUUGGCUUUACACGGUAUACAAAGUGCAGCGUGAACUUUACAUGUUUCUCAUUCAACAGUUUGACAAUGAUCCAAGGUUGCUCAAGAGUCUGUGCAGACUCCCACGUGUUAUUGAUAUAAUACGCCAGUUUUACUGGGAUAACGUGAAAUCUCGAUUUGCUGUUGGAAGCAAGCCUCUGCUGCAUCCUAUUACAAAACAAGUUAUUGGAGAAAGACCAAAUAGAGAAGAAAUUCAUAAAAUCCGUCUUCUUUUAUUGAGUCUUGGUGAGAUGAGCCUAAGGCAGAGCAUUGCAGCAGCAGAUAUAAAAGCGCUCAUAGCCUUUUUUGAGACGAGCCAGGAUAUGACAUGUAUCGAGGAUGUUUUGCACAUGGUUAUUCGUGCUAUUUCUCAGAAACAACUUCUGGCAUCUUUCCUUGAGCAAGUCAAUAUGAUCGGUGGCUGUCACAUUUUUGUCAAUCUUCUUCAAAGGGAAUAUGAGCCAAUCAGGUUGCUCAGCUUGCAGUUCCUGGGAAGACUGUUGGUUGGUUUCCCAUCUGAGAGGAAGGGAACAAGAUUUUUCAAUCUUGCUGUUGGAAGAUCCAAAUCUCUUUCAGAAAGCCAUAAGAAAAUCAGUUUAAGGAUGCAACCAAUUUUCUCUGUGAUGUCUGAUAGGCUGUUCAGAUUUCCUCAAACAGAUAAUUUGUGUGCUACCUUGUUUGAUGUUCUUCUUGGAGGUGCUAGUCCCAAGCAGGUGUUACAGAAACAUAACCAGGUUGACAGGCAAAAAAGCAGAGGAAAUAGCUCACAUUUCUUUCUUCCUCAGAUUUUGGUUCUAAUUUUUAGAUUCUUGUCUUGCUGUGAGGAUGCAUCUGCAAGAAUGAAAAUAAUUCAAGAUCUACUUGAUCUACUCGAUUCAAAUUAUUCAAAUAUCGAAGCUCUGAUGGAAUAUGGGUGGAAUGCCUGGUUAACAGCUUCUGUGAAGCUUGAAGUAUUGAAAGACUACAGAGUUGAAUCUGAAAACCAAGGUGACAGAGGGGCAAAAGAGCAGAAUUUAGCGAGGAGUCUAUUCAGUGUGGUUCUUUGUCACUAUAUGCAUACUGUAAAAGGUGGCUGGCAACAAUUAGAAGAGACUGUGAAUUUCCUGCUUAUGCAUUCUGAGCAAGGCAAUAUUUCAUAUCGAUACUUACUUCGAGAUAUAUAUGAGGACUUGACUCAGAGACUGGUGGACAUAUGUUCUGAAGAUAAUAUUUUCAUUGCACAGCCCUGUCGAGACAAUAUGUUAUAUCUCUUACGACUUGUUGAUGAGAUGCUUAUCUCUGAAGAUCAUAGAUUACCGUUUCCUGCGAAUAUCUCUGAAACAUCUCUUGAUACUUUCGAAUUCGAAAAGCAUGAAGAUUAUAGUUCUGCAUUAUAUGAAGUUUUGCAAGGAGAAUUUGAUGACAAGCUGUCCAGAAAUCCAUGGGAUGGUAAGCAGCCAAACAAAAUUGAAGAUGGCAUAAUUGAUGACAAGUGGUGGAAUUUAUAUGACAACUUAUGGAUUGUUAUCAGUGAGAUGAAUGGUAAAGGACCUAGCAAGAUGUUACCCAAAUCUGCAUCAUCGGCUGGUCCAUCUUUUGGCCAAAGAGCUCGUGGCUUAGUAGAAUCGCUGAACAUUCCUGCUGCUGAAAUGGCUGCAGUGGUUGUGUCAGGGGGGAUUGGCAAUGCCUUGGGUGGAAAACCAAACAAAAAUGUUGACAAGGCCAUGUUACUAAGGGGGGAGAAGUGCCCUCGAAUUGUUUUCUGGCUUUUAGUCCUAUAUCUUUGCAGAUCUUCUCUUGAAAGAGCAUCCCGAUGUGUCCAACAGGUUAUUCCUCUUUUGCCUUCUCUUUUGGCUGCUGAUGAUGAGCAAAGCAAGAGCAGAUUGCAGCUCUUCAUUUGGUCUUUGCUUGCAGUGAGGUCGCAGUAUGGAAUGUUGAAUGAUGGUGCUCGUUUUCAUGUGAUUUCACACUUGAUACGAGAAACAGUCAACUGUGGAAAAUCAAUUCUUGCCACCAGCAUCAUGGGUAGAGAUGACUCUGCCGAUUCAGGGAGCAACUUGAAGGAUACAGGGUCUAUCCACAACCUACUUCAAAAGGAUCGAGUGCUUGCAGCAGUUUCUGACGAGGCUAAAUAUAUGAAUACAUUAAAGUCUGAUCGUACCAGGCAGCUGCAUGAGCUCCAUGUUAGGAUGGAUGACAAUUCCUCAGUGGAUUCUAACAACAGGAAAGCAUUUGAAGAUGAGAUACAAAGUAGCUUGAACAAAAUUCUCACUUCUGAUGAUGGCAGAAGAGCUGCAUUCCAGCUUACUCAUGAGGAAGAGCAGCAAAAUGUUGCUGAAAAAUGGAUACACAUGUUUCGCAUUUUGAUUGAUGAGAGAGGUCCAUGGUCUGCUAAUCCUUUUCCAAAUUGUAUUGCAAAACAUUGGAAACUUGACAAAACAGAAGAUGCAUGGCGUCGCAGACCUAAGUUGAGACAGAAUUAUCAUUUUGAUGGGAUUUUGUGCCAUCCUCCAUCAUCUGCCCCAAGCAGUGAAGCUGCUCUUCCCACUAAUGACAGCAAGCCUAGUUUUGUUGGACAUAUUCCUGAGCAAAUGAAGCGGUUUCUACUAAAAGGAGUACGUAGGAUAACUGACGAGGGAAGCUCAGAAGCUAGUGAAAAUGACUGUGAACCAAGUGGGCAUAAGGAAUCCAUUUCUGAGGAUCCUUCUGACAGUCAGUUCUCAGAGCUAGUUAAAGGUAGCAAUGAUCAAGACACUCUACAGGAUAGGAAAGAUUCUUCUUCCUCUUCGCCAGAAACAGAAACUUCUGAGGUUCUUUUGUCUGUUCCGUGUAUCCUUGUGACUCCAAAGAGGAAAUUGGCUGGGCAUUUGGCAGUCAUGAAGAGUGUUUUGCAUUUCUUUGGUGAGUUUUUGGUUGAAGGUUCUGGAGGAUCAUCUGUUUUCAAAAAUUUCCAUGCUUUGAGCAGCAACGAUUCAACCAAAGGUGAUCAAAAGCAGAAGUCUCUUAAAUGGCCUGUAUAUUUUGAUUUGAAUUCCGAAAAGGGGCUUUCUGUUGACAAUUUAGAGGCUAUAAAUGUAAACAAUCGCCAAAGGAAUUUAAAACAUGUGAAGAGACAUAGAAGAUGGGAUAUUGGCAAGAUAAAAGCUGUGCACUGGACCCGUUACCUGCUCAGAUACACUGCCGUCGAGGUUGUCUUCUGCGAUUCGGUUGUGCCUGUAUUUUUGAAUUUUGCAUCACAGAAAGAUGCAAAAGAGGUUGGAAACUUAAUAGUUGCAACCAGAAAUGAAUUCCUGUUUCCAAAAGGAACUACCAAGGACAAGAGUGUAGCUAUUUCAUUUAUAGAUAGACGUGUAGCCUUGGAGAUGGCAGAAGCUGCUAGAGAGAACUGGAGGAGAAGGGAAAUAACAAACUUUGAAUAUCUAAUGAUUCUUAACACACUUGCUGGGAGAUCAUAUAAUGAUUUAACUCAAUAUCCUGUGUUUCCUUGGGUUUUGGCUGAUUAUUCCUCAGAGGUUCUGGAUUUUAACAAGUCAUCAACUUUCAGGGACCUCUCUAAACCUGUUGGAGCACUGGAUGCAAAACGUUUUGAGGUGUUUGAAGAUAGGUACCGUAGUUUCUGUGAUCCUGAUAUUCCUAGUUUCUAUUAUGGGUCUCAUUACUCAAGCAUGGGGAUGGUGCUUUAUUACCUUCUUAGAUUAGAGCCAUUCACAUCACUUCACCGUAAUUUACAGGGUGGAAAAUUUGACCAUGCGGAUCGUCUCUUUCAAAGUAUUGAAGGAACAUUUAGGAAUUGUCUUUCUAAUACAAGUGAUGUGAAGGAGUUAAUUCCUGAGUUCUUUUACAUGCCGGAGUUCCUUGUGAAUUCAAAUUCUUACCAUCUUGGCGUGAAACAAGACGGGGAACCUAUUGCUGAUGUUUGUCUUCCUCCCUGGGCCAAGGAUUCGCCUGUAGUAUUUAUAAAUAAAAAUAGAGAGGCCCUUGAAAGUGAAUAUGUCAGCUCAAAUCUCCAUCAUUGGAUUGAUUUGGUGUUUGGGUACAAGCAGCGUGGAAAACCAGCACUGGAGGCUGCAAAUAUCUUUUAUUACCUUACUUAUGAAGGUGCUGUGGAUCUGGAUAAUAUGGAAGAUGAGUUGCAGAGAUCUGCGAUUGAGGAUCAAAUUGCUAAUUUUGGCCAGACACCAAUCCAGAUUUUUCGGAAGAAACACCCAAGAAGAGGGCCACCAAUUCCUAUUGCUCAUCCUUUAUACUUCGCACCAGGUUCAAUUAACUUGACUUCCAUAAUCUGCUGUACAAGUGAUCCAUCUUCAGCUGUACUAUUUGUUGGAGUAUUGGACUCGAGUAUUAUCCUCGUGAAUCAGGGGCUGUCCUUAUCAGUUAAGAUGUGGUUAACAACCCAACUGCAAUCUGGUGGAAAUUUCACCUUCUCUGGCUCCCAGGAUCCCUUUUUUGGGGUUGGUUCCGAUAUUCUUUCUCCUCGUAAAAUUGGGAGCCCUUUGAACGAAAAUAUAGAGCUUGGAGCACAAUGCUUUGCAACAUUGCAAACGCCGACUGAGAAUUUCUUGAUCACAUGUGGCAAUUGGGAAAAUAGUUUCCAAGUUAUUUCGUUAAAUGAUGGAAGAAUGGUGCAAAGCAUCCGACAGCAUAAGGAUGUGGUUAGCUGUGUUGCAGUCACAGCUGAUGGAAGUAUCCUUGCAACUGGGAGUAAUGACACUACUGUAAUGGUUUGGGAAGUCGUCCGUGUCAGAGCCCCAGAAAAGAGAGUUCGAAGCAUGCAGACAGAACUUCCCCGUAAAGAUUACAUCAUUGUUGAAACUCCCUUCCACAUUCUAUGUGGGCAUGACGAUAUAAUCACUUGCUUACAUGUUAGUGUGGAGCUUGAUAUAGUUAUCAGUGGGUCAAAAGAUGGAACUUGUAUUUUCCAUACCCUCCGGCAGGGAAGAUAUAUACGAUCCUUGCGCCACCCAUCUGGUUGUCCAUUAUCAAAGCUUGUUGCCUCUCGGCAUGGGCAAAUUGUAUUUUAUGCUGAUGAUGACCUUAGUCUGCACCUUUACUCUAUCAAUGGAAACCACCUCGCUACUUCGGAGUCUAAUGGACGUCUCAACUGUGUUGAACUUAGUGGCUGUGGUGAGUUUUUGGUUUGUGCAGGUGACCAAGGGCAGAUAAUUGUACGGUCUAUGAACACGCUAGAGAUUGUGAAAAGGUACGAUGGAGUUGGGAAGAUAAUAACAUGUCUUACUGUAACCCAAGAAGAAUGCUUCUUAGCUGGGGCCAAGGAUGGGAGCCUUCUUGUUUAUUCUAUUGAAAACCCUCAGCUUCGAAGAGCUAGUAUUCCUCGAAAUGUUAAGUCUAAAGCUUAUGCAAGAUAGAUCUACAGUUCAGGACAUGGGUUACUUUGAUCGUUAGUGCGACAGAGCACCAACAGGAUAUUUUGAAAGGCCACAUACAUUGGAAACUCUGGUGUUGGCUGAAACUUCUUGCAUUCAGCAUCAUCCCAUGCUUACGAAGUUUUUGCCCAUAUCGUCAAGGAUGCAUGCUGUUUACUAGCAUCACUUGAACUGAUUGAAGGAGAUUUAUUAAACAAUCGUUUCUGAUUGGAAUAUAUAUGCGGAGGCUUGAAUAACAUUGUUGUGCAAUUGGUUUUGUGGCAUUGAGAUGAGCAGAUGCUCUCCCCAACAGAUUUUUCUCUCUCCUUCAUUCGAGUAGGUGAGUCAGGAAUCAAGUGUUAACAUAUAUACGUGUACAUUGAAUUCUUAUGAGGCUAGACUAGAAUGUUGUGUAUUAACCAUAGUGGCAACUUGGGCUCUCUGUUCAAAAUUUUCAGUUGGCCUUGAGCUCUGUACAGAUAGGCAUUGAUGCCUGUAACUCUAAGAUCAUUAGUGAUCAAAUUUACAUUUUGCAAACAUUUUCUCCUUUUAAUGUGGACUAUGGGCGGUGCUGCUUUGCUACAACUGCUGAUCAUUGCGGGCAUGAGGCAUCUACCCCGGUAUGCCCGGUGCAUCUAUCCUUCUCAUGUUUUGGUCCUUUUAUUUUCCCUUUGUUUAUUGUUCCUCUACUUUUGGUAGCUAAGCCUUGUAGCUUUGGUCAUGAUUUUAUGUGUAUAAUGACGAUGCUUUGAAUAGUUGAUUACAGUUAUUUUUUACUGGCUCC